This is a messenger RNA of Meleagris gallopavo (turkey), 1314 nucleotides long. RefSeq names its product ELOVL fatty acid elongase 3 (gene ELOVL3). NCBI's taxonomy places the organism in Eukaryota, Metazoa, Chordata, Aves, Galliformes, Phasianidae. The record is from RefSeq and is a predicted model, not a curated record. Gene Ontology annotation, molecular function: fatty acid elongase activity. Gene Ontology annotation, biological process: sphingolipid biosynthetic process; fatty acid elongation, polyunsaturated fatty acid; fatty acid elongation, saturated fatty acid. Gene Ontology annotation, cellular component: endoplasmic reticulum membrane.
GUUCGGCUCGGUGCGGACAGCUAUGGGACUGUGCGGUGCGGUGCUGGGUUUUAACCUGUCGGCGCUGGAGGACAUGGAGCAGAGCUUCAACGAGCGGGAGGCGAUCGAGUGGAUCCGGGAGAACUGGUAUAAGACCUUCCUUUUUUCUGUAGCUUAUGUGAUUCUGAUCUUUGGACUCCAGUAUUUAAUGAAGGAGAGGAGAGGCUACAAUCUGCGCAUGCCGCUGGCCCUCUGGUCCCUGGGGCUGGCCUUGUUCAGUGCCGUUGGGGCCCAUCGCACCUGGAAACACAUGGUCUUCGUGCUGACUACUGUGGGAUUUAAACAGUCAGUGUGCAAUCAACUCUUUUAUGUCGACCCCAUCUGCAAGCUUUGGGUCUAUUUAUUUGUACUGAGCAAAGUCCUGGAACUGGGUGACACCGUGUUCAUUGCUCUCCGGAAACAGAAGCUCAUAUUCCUCCACUGGUACCACCACAUUCUCACGCUCAUCUAUUCCUGGUACUGCUACAAGGAGAUGUUGUCAGGUGGCGGCUGGUUCAUCACCCUAAACCUCACUGUCCAUACAGUCAUGUACUCCUACUACACCGUGCGAGCAGUGGGCUUUCGGUUACCCCGCUGGAUUGCCAUGGCAAUCACCUUUUCACAGAUUCUGCAGAUGGCCAUAGGUAUAAUAUUGUGCAUCUUCCUCAUCUUCUGGAAGGAGGAUGAGGUCUGCCUUUGCACUUGGCCUGCCAUUUCCUUUUCAUUACUAAUGUACCUCAGUUAUUUGGUGCUCUUCUGUAACUUCUUCUCCAAGACUUACCUGACGAGCACUCAGAAACUGAAGGGAGAAUAAAACUGAGGAGGGAGGAGGAGGCUGGGAGGCAGGUGAGGGAAAGGGGAACUUUUCAUUUCUGAGUGAAGCUCAGGCAUCCAAUGGGAUGGGGGGUGAUGAAGGUCCCUGUGGAUGAAAGCCUUCAGGUUAACUCGUGCAUUGGCCUUUGGUAUGUCUCCCUCCCAAUGGGGACUCCCCAGAGUGAGGCAUGGGUUGCCAUGUGCAAUGCAAGGAGGAGGGGGGCAGUCAGAGCUGGAGACUCCUUUGGUCCAGCUCCUGGCCCAUAUGAUGCUGCCUAGUUUUGGGCUCACUCUGUCGAAGUAGAGAGGGAAGGAACCAUGCUGUAGCUCAUCUGCUGUCCUUCUCGCUUCUGCUGGCAAUGAAGACCCCUCUCUGCUAAUACAAGGAAAGCAAUGAGUGGCUGCAAGUCUUCUCUCCAAAACUGUUUGCAGAGCACAGAACGUACAGCUGAGAAGCAACACAGACCUCUGAGCUGAGCCUGG